AUGUUCCUCCCCACCACAUCAUUAGAUUUUUUUUUUUUUUUUUGUCAAAGUAAACUAAGUGUAGUAAAUAUCAAUGCAGAACUGACAUUUUCAGUGGCUUGCCUUGUAGCUGAGAUAGUUUCAUAUUUCUCUCUCUCUUUUAUCUCCCCUCACUUUCUCUCACCUAUCUGUUCCCAUCUCUCUCUUUCCAAUCUCUUUUCUCUUUCUCCUAUCUAUUCACACUUUCUCUUUCUUUCCCCUCUCUUCCCACUUUUCCCUUCUCCUAUCUUUUCACACUUUCUCUAUCUCUUCACACUUUCUCUCUCUCUUCUAUCUCUUCACACUUUCUCUCUCUCUUCUAUCUCUUCACACUUUCUCUCUCUCUUCUAUCUCUUCACACUUUCUCUCUCUCUUCUAUCUCUUCACACUUUCUUUCUCUCUUCUAUCUCUUCACACUUUCUUUCUCUCUCUUCACAUUUUCUUUCUCUCUCUUCAUACUUUCUUUCUCUCUCUCCUCUCUCUUCACACUUUCUUUCUCUCUCCUCUCUCUUCACACUUUCUUUCUCAAGAAUCUCUCUUCACACUUUUUUCUCCUUGUCUUUCCCUACUUAUCUUUCAAUUUUUGCUCUCAAAUGCAUUACUAAUUUUUUCUCUUUCUUUUUAUCUCAUCCCUUUCUCUCUCUCUCUCUCUUUUAA
Molecule: messenger RNA, 675 nt
Organism: Acanthosepion pharaonis
Lineage: Eukaryota; Metazoa; Mollusca; Cephalopoda; Sepiida; Sepiidae
Source: the annotation of a GenBank genome assembly